This is a messenger RNA of Budorcas taxicolor (takin), 543 nucleotides long. It is a transcript of the gene C2H1orf232, whose product is annotated as chromosome 2 C1orf232 homolog. Bases 1 to 543 code for a protein of 180 amino acids. The transcript has 4 exons. Lineage: Eukaryota; Metazoa; Chordata; Mammalia; Artiodactyla; Bovidae. The record is from RefSeq and is a predicted model, not a curated record.
AUGAGCCAGGCCUUCUGGAAAACCUACAAGUCCAAAGUGCUACAGACCCUGAGUGGGGAAUCUGAGGAGGGCCUGGCAGAGGAGAAGGAGAAACCAGUGUUAGUGGAGUCUGAGAUGGCAGAACCCACAGAAGAGGCCUUCAACCCCAUGUCACAGCUGGCCCGCCGGGUUCAGGGGGUCGGGGUGAAAGGUUGGCUGACGAUGUCAUCUCUGUUUAACAAAGAAGAUGAGGACAAGCUGCUGCCACCAGAGCCCUGUGCUGACCACCCGCUGGCUGCGCAGCCCGCCCCGCAGGCGGCGGCCGAGGCGCGCGGGCCCGGCUUCUGGGACGCGUUCGCCAGCAGGUGGCAGCAGCAGCAGGCGGCCGCCGCGUCGAUGCUGCGCGGAGCGGAGCCCACCCCGGAGCCGGACCCCGAAGCCGGGGACGAGGCCGCCGAGCGCCCCGAGCCGCGCGAAGCCGAUCCCGUGGCCGGUUUCAAGUGGGGCUUCCUCACCCACAAACUGGCCGAGAUGAGGGUGAAAGCGGCGCCCAAGGGCGACUAG